Truncatella angustata is the source of this 546-nucleotide messenger RNA. RefSeq lists its product as uncharacterized. Gene Ontology annotation, molecular function: RNA nuclease activity; RNA binding. NCBI's taxonomy places the organism in Eukaryota, Fungi, Ascomycota, Sordariomycetes, Amphisphaeriales, Sporocadaceae. The record is from RefSeq and is a predicted model, not a curated record. Bases 1 to 546 code for a protein of 181 amino acids. The transcript is spliced from 3 exons.
AUGCAGCUUCAAUAUGUCUUAGUCUCCGGUCUCUUGGCCACAAUUGGUACUGGUCACCCGCUCAGUGGGACACCUCAAGUCGUAAAGCGCAGCCUCAGCAGCGCACUCCUUGGAAAGCGAGCCGAAAUUACCGGCGAACAUUGUGGGUCCGAUGCAAACGGUGAUGUCGACUACGACAAGACUUGGGUAAAAAGCGCUUUCGAUGACAUGCAGAGAUAUGUCAACGUGGGUGCAGACCAAAGGCCAUCAGCAGGAACACGGACGUAUCCCUUAAGAAACGAGGCCCGCGACCCGGAAGUGGCCACAGCCCUGGAUACGAUUGAUGGUUGUGAAACCGGCCAGGACGGCAAGACGUACUGGGAGUUCCCGCUCACGAGCGACGGCUGGAAUGGCGGCCCCGAGCGCUCGCAGGGCCCGGACCGUGUUAUUGGCAUUGGCACAUACUCUGGCGGCCAGGGAGGCACCUGGGCCCUCACAUACUGCUUGUCGGUCACUCACCGAGGUCAGGCCAACAAUGAGAAUGUUCCGUGCACCGACAUUGAUUGA